AUGACCAACAUUGCUAAUAAAAACAAUCCCAAUAAUCGAGCGCAUUACAACAACGAUCAAGAAUAUCAAAUGAAAAAGAAAGCCAUCAAGAAGCGUACAAACUCAAAGAAUCCCAAUCAUUCAAGUUCGAUCGAACAUUUGAAAAAUUCAUUUCUCGAAGGAAAUUCUAUAGAGUCCUUCCAACAGGUCAUUGAACAAGCAAUGACAAUGAAAAUGGCUCUCAAUUAUCAUUCAAAUCUUCAUAACCCAACCAAUGCUUUGUAUUAUUAUUCUUCUGGAAUGACCAAUAAGGAAGGUUCCAAUAACUCCUCCAAUAAUUUGUAUUUGUUGAAAAAGGAAGAACGUCGAAGAAGAUGUAAUGAACGAAAUCCCAAUAAUCAAUCUUUCCAGAAACAAACGACGACAACAACAACAACUUCUAUAAAAAGCAACCACUAA
Molecule: messenger RNA, 438 nt
Organism: Naegleria fowleri
Lineage: Eukaryota; Heterolobosea; Eutetramitea; Acrasida; Naegleriidae
Exons: 1
Coding region: 1-438 (145 amino acids)
Source: RefSeq, a predicted model, not a curated record